AUGGCUAGGAGAAGACAGACCGCGGAAACCCCGGCAAUCACCGUCAUUGCGAGGGUAUUCAGGCAGCCACGUGUCUGGGGCAAUACAAGUGAGCAGUCACCGUCAUUGCGAAGGUAUUCAGGCAGCCACGUGUCUGGGGCAAUACAAGUGAGCAGUCACUGUCAUUGCGAGGGUAUUCAGGCAGCCACGUGUCUGGGGCAAUACAAGUCAGCAGUCACUGUCAUUGCGAAGAUAUUCAGGCAGCCAAGUGUCUGGGGUGAUACAAGUCAGCAGUCACUGUCAUUGCGAGGAUAUUCAGGCAGCCACGGGUCUGGGGUGAUACAAGUCAGGUGUGGAAUGAUGCCAGAGUUCGCGCAAGUAUCUUGGAUAUGCUCGCAUAGAAUGUUCUUCAUCGUUGUGUUGCGCUGGGAAGGCGAGGUGGCUCAACAAUAG
Molecule: messenger RNA, 432 nt
Organism: Sphaeroforma arctica JP610
Lineage: Eukaryota; Ichthyosporea; Ichthyophonida
Exons: 1
Coding region: 1-432 (143 amino acids)
Source: RefSeq, a predicted model, not a curated record